CAACCAAUACUGGAAUCGCACCUUAUCAUCUGAUGUCAGAAGCCAGGUAACUCAGCCCUUUUCUCAGAAAAGGGGAAGUUUCUACCAGGACAGAACAUUCCAGCCGUCCUUGUAGAGGAGAUUCAGUGUGUCAACACCCACCUCCAUGCCUGAACGGUCCUUUGGUGAUUUUGGAGAUUCCUGAUGUAAUUGUCUCAAGGACUUAAACAGACUUUGUGAGAGCUUCAGUGAGCAUAAGAGAGAGCAAACUAAACAUUCAACAGGAGAAAGAGACUGGAGAUAUGGCGUCUUUUGGUUUGGAGUUAGUAGGCGUCACGCUUUCAGUCCUUGGCUGGAUUCUCAACAUUGUUUGCUGUGCUUUGCCUAUGUGGAGGGUCACGGCGUUUAUCGGCACCAAUAUCGUCACAGCACAGGUGUACUGGGAGGGUAUCUGGAUGAGCUGCGUGGUUCAAAGCACCGGACAGAUGCAGUGUAAAGUCUACGACUCCAUGCUGGCUCUUCCUGCAGAUCUACAGGCGGCUCGCGCUCUGGUGGUGGUGGCCAUCAUUGUUGGUGUCCUUGCGCUCUUUGUGGCUAUUGUGGGAGCCAAGUGCACCAACUGCAUUGAGGAGGAAGCGGCCAAAGCCCGUGUGAUGAUCAGCUCUGGAGCGGCUUUUAUAACUGCUUCAGUCUUGCAGCUUAUUCCUGUGUGCUGGUCAGCACAUACUGUUAUUCUUGAGUUCUACAGCCCACUGGUACCAGAAGCUCAGAAGAUGGAAAUUGGGGCAUCGCUCUAUCUGGGCUGGGCUGCUGCGGCAAUGUUGCUUGUCGGAGGAUCCAUCCUGUGCUGCAGUUGCCCACCAAAAGAUGAAACGAGGUACCCUCCGCAAAGUCGUAUCGCCUAUUCAGCCCACCACUCAGUGGCUCCAAGCACCUAUAACAAGAGAGACUAUGUCUGAGGAGCUCAGAGGACUUUUUUUGUAGCUGUCAGUCUUUCCUUGAAAGAUAAUUGUAAACAUAUGUGUUAGAGGUAACUCGGUUUUGUUUACUUUUGCUCCAUGUAAAAGUUUGGGUUUUGUCCAUUGUCACUCCACAUUGUAGUUGCGUGAUUCGUUUUGUCGUAGUUCUCUGUUAGGAUUGCGUUUCAAAAUCCAUUUAUAAGUUGAUUUAAAGUGAGAAAAUGUCAGUGUUUAUAUUUGUGUAGCGUUGUGUGCUUUCAUUUACUGUUAUUUUCCAGUUUUUACUCUUUCACCAAAGUUGGUUGAGAAGGAAUAUUUUUAUACUUUCAUUUAAAAGAAUUAAACAUGAUCUGCUAAUCCUUCAAAUGAGAAAUCUUGUACUAAUAUGAUUGUAACUUGAAUUGUAAUCAACUGUGUAAAUGUUUAGUUGUGUCUAAUGCUUAUUUCAGUAUUGUUCUCAUUCUUAUUCAUUGAAAAAGUGCUCAAAAAUGGAUAGAGGACAGUUUAGAUAUGGAACAUGUCUAGAAAGCAGCUUUGGGCUUUUCAUUUUUCUUUCCUACAGUCUAUCUGUGUACGUGUUACAAAAUACAAUAUUAGAGAAUGUAUGUAAAACCACAAAAAGGGAAAAUGCUUUUGAUUUAUUUCCCAUAUUUGAGAGACAGAAAACAGACUGAAUUCAAGCUCGUAAGUUCAAGCUCCUCUGGACAAAACAACAGAGAAACUCUGAGACUCUGUGCAGGCACCUCCCAAAGUUUCCUCACAUUAUAUACUUUGCACACUUUCA
Danio aesculapii is the source of this 1722-nucleotide messenger RNA. It is a transcript of the gene cldn3d, whose product is annotated as claudin 3d. Gene Ontology annotation, cellular component: plasma membrane; bicellular tight junction. Gene Ontology annotation, biological process: cell adhesion; bicellular tight junction assembly. NCBI's taxonomy places the organism in Eukaryota, Metazoa, Chordata, Actinopteri, Cypriniformes, Danionidae. Gene Ontology annotation, molecular function: structural molecule activity. The transcript has a single exon. The coding region runs from base 282 to 938 and encodes 218 amino acids. The record is from RefSeq and is a predicted model, not a curated record.